ACAUCUGAGAAAACACGUUGAUUUUAGAGGACGGUCCACACAAUGGAUAUUUGCAGAAAUCUGAUUGUGUUUCACUUCUUGGUGUACACCUUUUUCAAAGCGACAGUUUGCUCUGACGUGUCAAUUGUUGGAGGCAAAGAUGUGAAAAAAGCUCUAUCAUGGAUGGUGUCCAUUCAGAUACACCAGAACCAUAAAUGUGGGGGAAUCCUGAUUCACAAGGAGUGGGUUUUAACUGCAGCGCAUUGCAAAGAAGUUGAUGUUUCAUCAGUGACGAUUCUCAUAGGAUCUCUAUCUCUGAGCAAAGGCUCUCGGCGUGUUGGCAUCCUCAAUUACGAAAUCCCUAAAACAUUCAGUGAAAAGACUAAACAAGACGACAUCAUGCUCAUUAGGCUAAACAAAAAAGUGAAAGCGAAACCCUACAAAAUCCCUAAAAAGGAAAAAGACGUUCCACCCGGAACAAAAUGUGUUGUGAGAGGUUGGGGAACCACUGAUUAUAAGGUCCAGCGAGCUUCUGAUAAACUGCAAAUGUUGGAAGUGUUGGUGGUGGACAGAGAUCUGUGCAACCGCUACUAUAACAGAAAUCCUGUCAUCACCAAAGACAUGCUGUGUGCAGGAAAUACACAGCAGCACAGAGGAACCUGUAAGGGAGAUUCUGGUGGACCUUUGGAGUGUAAGAAAAACCUGGUUGGUGUGCUUUCAGGCUCACACGUAUGUGGGGAUCCCAAGAAACCCACAGUAUACACGUUUCUGUCCAAAAGACACAUCUCCUGGAUCAAUAGCAUACUGAAACAGCAAUUCAACAGCACACGCAUUUAGAAAACUAAACUUUUCCAGCUUAAAUAGCCUUCGCUUCCAGAAAUAAAGGUGCAAAAACUGCUACUGGAGCGUUUCUGUAUCUCAGGGCUGUAUCUAGACUUUUUGGCACCCUAGACAAGAUUAUUAUUCACCAAAUACAUAAUACAACCAUGCAUCUUUUUAAUAGUCCCACCUACGUAAUGGCUUUUUUUCUGAAAGUGUGCUGUUGUUUUUUAUAACUUUAAAUUUAUAUU
Molecule: messenger RNA, 1049 nt
Organism: Danio aesculapii
Lineage: Eukaryota; Metazoa; Chordata; Actinopteri; Cypriniformes; Danionidae
Product: granzyme K-like
Exons: 5
Coding region: 43-816 (257 amino acids)
Biological process (GO): proteolysis
Molecular function (GO): serine-type endopeptidase activity
Source: RefSeq, a predicted model, not a curated record